AUUUAUUUGUUUAUUAAGUAGAGUCUUUUAGAAACCUUCACCACCAUGGAGGCGGAGCUGCGCCACGUUUCAUCUUCCCGGGAGUCACUCUUAAGCUGCUGCCGCUUCUUCCGGAAGUCCGAGGCUUCCGCUGCAGCCUCAUCCUCCUCCUCCGACGACGACGACGAUGAAUAUCAAAAUCCGGCGUAUAUUCCGGUGGAUUCAACUCGUAUUACCAUGGUUUCCCCUCCGGAGUCUCCGGAUGACGAAAAUUCCUAUCUCGAAGACCUCUUCCAUACCCCUCCCGAGGGGUCUCCCUCGGUCGAGCACGGUGUAGACCAUCGAACCGUGGAAGUUGUUUGCGAUAGGGAUGGAGAUACUGUUCCUGUCGAUGCCGAUUAUGCGGGCGACGUGACGGCAGUCAAAUUGGGGAGGGACACGGAUCUAGGGUUUUCGGAGGUGGAAGUGGAAUUGACGCAGAGGGUUGUGAUCGAUUCGGGUCUAAACGUCGCGAUUCAAAGCGAACCGGAUGAAAUUAGGGUUUCGAAGAGCGAUUUUUCUCCAACUGAGCAAUCACAAGGAGAGUUUCCGUCGAAAAGGUUGAAAAUUGCAGGUUUUGAAUCGCCGGAUUUACGUCUAGGAAGUGUUCAAAAGAAACCCGGGGAGCAAUUGUUGAAAUCUUCCAAGAAAUUGGAGUCAAGGUCUCCAAGAGAUCUUUCUGGGACUGUAACAGAUAAAAAUAGGGAUUCUUCUGAGAAAUUGGAGCUUGCUAAUCAGCAAAAUUAUGUAUCUAGAUGUGAAGUUGGUGAAGAUAUUCAUACCAGCGCAGAGGAACUGUUGAAUUCUUCCGCCAUAUCAAAGUCCAAGAGUGCUAGUCCAGCUCUGAGAGUUCAUUCUGGGAAUGUAAGAAAUGAAAUUGAGGAUUCUUUUGAGACAUUGGAGCCUCAAAUUCAGCAAAAUCAUCCACCCUGUAGUAAAGUUGGCGAAUGUAGUCAUACCAAAAGAAGAUUCGAGUUUCAAACCAAUGUUAUCAAUCCUGAGAUUGAGAGAAAUAUGGGGAGUUGUCUUAAGGGAACUUCUGGUGUGAAGGAGAUGAAUGCGGAGGACAUUGACAAAUUUAGAUACACUUGUGCAAAUUAUCCUAAAUUAUGUGGAAUGGAAAGGAAAGCAGAAACAAAACGCAUAUUGCCAUCAUGGACUAAUGCCAUGGUGGGUGCUGCUGCAUUAUCAAAAAAUACAACAAAGGGGACUGCUGCUGCCAAAUCAUCAAAUGCAAGGAAGGGGGCUGCUGCUCCCAAAUCAUCAAAUGCAACCCUGGGAACUGCUGCAUUACCACAUAGUGCAACAAAGGGGGCUGCAGCUGCCAAAUCGUCAAAUGCAAAGCAGGAGGCUAUUGCAGCAGCUGCCACAUCAUCCAUGAAGGCAAAAGAGGGGACUGCCGGAAACCUACCCAAUUCAGAUGUUUUAUCUGAUAAGAACUCCACAAAAAAUUCUCUUGCAAAUAUGUUGAAGGCAUUGGCAAAGGAUGAUAUGCAGGAUGAAAAUCUGAAACAUCUCAGUCUCAUGGAGGUUGUGAAGAGGCGUGGCACAGCAUUUACUCAGCCUAGCUGGUGGCCACAGGAGGGAUUUGAACUAAAGAGAUAAUUGAAAAUGGUCAUUGAAGGUUUUUUGUGUUUUUGAUGAAGGUCUUUGAACCAUAGAAAAAUUGGAGGCUUGAAGUAGUCUUUGACUCGUGCUCUUUAAUCUGUAUGGAGUGAUUUUUGAAAACUCUAUGUACAGUUAUACUCUUUGGAUAAAAGCAUUUUGUGUAU
Messenger RNA from Rubroshorea leprosula, 1790 nucleotides. The record is from the annotation of a GenBank genome assembly. Lineage: Eukaryota; Viridiplantae; Streptophyta; Magnoliopsida; Malvales; Dipterocarpaceae.